AUGAAUACACAACUAAAAAUAUUACAAUUCAAGUAUGAAUUAGGACAACCUAGUCAGUAUUAUUUCUUGAUUGUAUCAGGUAAGGAACAAUAUUUCACAAGUACAUUUAAACUUUAACAUGGACUGAAUGAUUUUAGAGACAAGUUCAGUUUAUCAGUCUCAUAAUUCAUAGAUUUUUAGCUAUGGGAUUAUUGGGGAGAUCCAGUCAUGAAAGGAUUAGGAAGAUUAGAUAUACAAAAGGUUCUUAAAGAACGUAAGGAUAUGCAUAUAAUAUAAAUCUGGACAGAUGUUAAAGUGGGUGAGCUAAUGAUUUAACUUAUUUUUGAAGAGGAAAUGUUAUCACUUUAGUCUUCAUUAAAAGAAAAAUCAUCAUUUGGUCUUUAGCCGAGUUUUUUGAGUCAACAGGGAGCUUCCUUUUAUGAUAAUUAUCUUAAUGAUAAGCCUUUAGUGUAUAUGUCAGCUUCACGUAGUACUCAAUACAGACCCACUCAGUCCCCGGUGUUAUAGAUAAAAAAAUGA
This is a messenger RNA of Paramecium primaurelia, 519 nucleotides long. Lineage: Eukaryota; Ciliophora; Oligohymenophorea; Peniculida; Parameciidae. The record is from the annotation of a GenBank genome assembly.